AUGUGCGACAAUCCCGGUUUACUCCAAAACCAAACAGCUUUUCCUGAUUCUGUUUUCUCUGGAAGUGGUUCUAUUUCUUUCAAGGACGCAAGAUUUCUCAACAGUGGUUGGUGUUCAUCAGAUAACAGACCAAAUUAUCUUUUGAUUGAUCUUCAGAAAGAAUAUCACAUAACCCGAGUCGUGACAAUGGGUAAUAGAGACCAGACCAAAUGGAUUGGUCAGUACCGAAUGGCGUACAGCUUUGAUAAAAGUUUUAGAAAUAAAAGAGAGAUGACAGGAAACACGAAUGGCUUUCAAGCGUCAAUCACGCGUCUUAACAUUUACAACGUGAGACAUAUAAAGAUACAAUCGAUUGGGAAAACACAUUUUUGUUUACGAAUAGAACUCUGUGGAAAAGCUCAAAGGCCAGCACCGGUAGGAACUGUUAAAACUGAUGUGAACGAGAAUUCAGUUAAAAUAACAUUGAAUAUAGAAACAUCAGUGUCAACCUCUAGUUAUAUCACAAUGAUCAAUGUAUAUCUUGACAACAGAAAAUACCUGCAAGUAUUCCGCGAUUUUGAUGGUACCUUUGAAAUUACUAAACUCAAGCCAAACACUGACUAUGUUGUUGGAAUAGAAACUGUAGAUGGUUCUUCUCAAAAGAGCAGCAGGUUUUCUGUAAAUAUUAAAACGAAGAAAGCAGAUCCUGGUGGGCCACCAUUGCGUGUUAAAUUCAUAUCGCGCACAAAACACUCGUUGAAAUUGUCUUGGGAGGUUCCGGUUGAAAAUUUACGAAACGACUACAUAUUAGGAUACCAAGUCUGCUAUUCUACGCCUGAUUCUGCUAAGCAUCCUCAAUGCUUCAAUACAUCGAUAAGAUCACCGCCUUAUAAUUAUACAAUCUUUGCACUUCAACCGGCAACUAUGUAUUUUGUUACUGUCGCAGCUAGAACGAAAGUUGAUUUAGGACCAAAGAGCCAGAAAACUAGCGUAAUUUCAAGCGGAGAUGCUGUUAAUCUUGUCCGAUAUUCGUCUUCGAGUUUAAGCAUAACUGGGCUUAAACCGCAAGCUCCUUAUAUCAAAAAGGUAAUGAUCAUUGUGAAAAGUGGAAAUGCUGAACAAACAGCGGUCGAAGAUAUUGAAACAAACACGCUAAGAUCUUACUCAGAAGACACCGCUAAUCUUUACAUCGCAGCCUAUUUGAAAGUUAGUGAUUUGACUUCGUCGUUUGUGAUCGGCGAUAAGAAAAAUUACUUUCUCGAUGGAAAGAACUACUUGAACCAAGCUCUGAAACCAAAUACCAGUUAUUCGGUGUUUCUAAGAUUUUUCAAAAACCAGGGUACGUUUUACUCGACAGAAUGGAGCAGAAGCGUUCUUACGUCUACGCAACCUUCAGCUCCACAUGAAAUAAUGAUCAAAUCGAUCGCUCCUAAAAAGUAUACCUUAUCCUGGUCGAUAUUUUUACCUGUGAACCAAACUGUCUUGCAGUAUCAGGCAUUUUACGGACAAACAGGCAGCUCGAAAAUGGCAUUGAUUAUCUCGAAAGAUACGAGAUCGGUCGAAGUGGAUGUUGAUUAUCAAACAGGGUACUCAUUCCAAAUAAGCAUCGUUACUAAUGUCGGGAAAAGUGAUUGGGCAUCAAUGUCAUGGUUAUCUCAUUCAGAACCUAUUUUGCUCCAAAAGGAAACGGAUGGUAGUUACACAUUAUUACUGAAAAAGCCAGAGAGUGGAGAUAUUGAAACGGUCGCAUUAGUAUUACUCCUAGUUCAACCGGAUUCAAAGAACCCUCCGGCAAUGGAAACUCUAAAAAUAUCACAGGGAGGAGCGAGAGAAAAUGGUGCCUUUCUGGCCAAACAAUACAGUAUAAGUGAAUUCCAAGGUUUAAAAACCAUAGAGAUUUCGCUUCAAAAGUCUGAGCCCAUCGAACGGAGAAAAAGAGUCCCAGCCGAGUUCUUUGUAUUAAAACUAAGUACAACGUCAACGUAUAGAUGUGCGCAAAUGAGUAAGGACACUUCCGGGAAACGAUUCUGGUCAUACUGGAGCAAACCAUUCAAAUUAGACAAAGGGAGUGGUGAUGUCAAUGCGCGGGUUGAUGAUGGUGGUGGUGGUGGUGGGGCAAGUAUAGGAGUCGCAGUGGGCGGAACGCUUGCCGCGAUUGCUGUAGUUGUUGUACUGGUAUUAAGUUACAUAUUCUUCAGAAGAAGGAGAAAUUUUAAAGAAUGUGAAAAUUCUGAAAGCGAUACCCAAAAGGAAUGCAACGAAAUGGAUGAACAUGCUGAUUCAAAUGAAACUGGUGCGAUUGAUAAGAAGACUCAUUCUCCCGUUCUAAUUGCUGACUUUGCACAUCAUGUGAACGAACUGAAAGCAAACGAAAAUUAUGAAUUCCAAAAAGAGUAUGAUGCUUUGCCGACAAACUUGAACAUAUCCUGGGAAGUAUCUAAAAAGCCGUUUAACAAGCCAAAAAACAGAUAUGGAAAUGUCGUUACAUAUGACAAUUCUCGUGUAAUUCUAUCAGGAGAUGAAAAUAGUGAUUACAUUAACGCUAGCCACAUUGAUGGUUUCGAUGGGAGGUCGUACAUUGCAUGUCAGGGUCCUAACGAAGCUACUGUGAAUGACAUGUGGCGAAUGGUUUGGGAGCAGAAUAGCUAUUCGGUUGUUAUGGUAACCUCUCUUUUUGAGCGUGGAAAGCCUAAAUGUGACAAAUAUUGGCCUGACAAAGGAAGUGAAAUGUAUGGAGACAUUGAAGUGACUUUAACGAAGACAGAAGAGUUCGCUGAUCACGUCACGCAUACCUUGGAAAUUAUAAAGGAUGGGGAAAAACGAGAUGUUCGUCACUACCACUUUCUAUCAUGGCCUGACCAUGGCGUACCCAAAUAUCCAACUCAGCUCCUGGCUUUUAGAACACAUUUCAGAUCUUAUCAUUUGGAUCAGUCUGGGCCCAUCAUCGUUCAUUGCAGUGCUGGUGUUGGUCGAACAGGUGUUUUUCUUGCAAUUGAUAUUAUCCUUGAUAAACUCGAGAAAGGUGUUAUCGAUUCCAUUGAUGUUUUUGGACAAGUAUGUGCAAUGAGGGAAAGGAGAAUGAAUAUGGUACAAACUCUGCAACAAUACAUAUUCAUCCACGAAGCCAUUUUGGAAAAUAUUCUUUGUGGUAUGAACGAGGUUGACACCAUCAAAAUCAAGAAAGAGAAUGAAAUUCUUGCCAAAGUUAAAGCCAGUGGAUUUACUGGUUUUCAGGAGAAGUUCAAGAUGUUGGGUGAGGUUUCGCCAAAAUUCUCUUCAGAGGAACACAAUGCAGCAAUGCUUCAAGAGAAUCUCAAAAAGAAUCGCGACAAGAAUAUCUUUCCUGGCGAAAGCAAUCGUGUACCUCUACCGUACGUGGAUGGAUUGGAAUAUUCAGACUACAUCAACGCUGUGUUUGUUCAUGGUUACCUCGGGCGAAAUUAUUUCAUCGCAACCCAAAGUCCUCUUCCGAAUACGAUGAACGACUUCUGGCGAUUGGUUUAUUAUCAAAAGUCAUCCACGAUUGUGUUGUUAAACAACGUCAAAGACGGAACGUCGUUCCCAAAAUUCUGGCCAACAAACCCAGGUGAACCUGCACAGUACGGCACGAUGACGGUUCAGUUGAACUCUGAAGAACAAUCGGAUGAAAUAUGGACUAGAACCUUUUCCCUAACAACUUAUUCAGAUAUGUCAGAACCACGUAUUGUAACUAUUUUCCAAUACACGAAAUGGCCGGACCACAGCGUACCUCCUAAAGGGAAUGCCGUCAUCACACUAAAUUCACUGGCCGAAAAUUCCAGGAAGAAUCAUAAGGGGCCAAUAAUCGUGGCAUGCAGUGAUGGGGCAGGCCGGACAGGGACGUACAUUGCAAUUUCAAACCUCCUGGAACGAAUAAAAAUAAAACAAGCAAUGGAUGUCUUCCAGACUAUAAAAAUUAUCAGAGGAGCACGAGCCCAAUUUGUCGAAAAUUCUGAGCAAUAUCAGUUUUGCUACACAGCUAUAAUGGCGUACUUGGAUUCUUUUAAUGAAUACGCAAACUUUUGCGUAUAAAAAUGCAAUAAGUAAAUAAUAAGAAAAUAAUACUUUUUCAAGGAAAAUAUAAUAAUUUAGUUUGAUUAUUCAUAACUUUGUAUAUUAGAGACAAGAUAGAAAUAUUCGCAAAAAAGUAUGGUUGGAAGUAUGGUCGAAAAUAUGUACAAUAAUUCGUAAAUCACUCCAUUUUAGUUCGCAAUUAUGCAAAUUAAAUACAAAACCCGCAAAGUCUUGAUAAAUGUACUGCAUGUUAUAAAUGUUCAAACCACUAUAAGCUAUUUACUACGAAAGAUUUAUGUAUUCUGGCUAAAGUUAAUGUUAACGAUAAUAAUUAUGUAUAACUAUUGGGGACUAUAUCAUGUCAGACGUAUAUAUGUCAGAUUUUUAGAUUUCACAAAGCCUUUCGCGCCUUUGUUAAGAAAAA
Messenger RNA from Dendronephthya gigantea, 4435 nucleotides. RefSeq names its product receptor-type tyrosine-protein phosphatase F-like. The record is from RefSeq and is a predicted model, not a curated record. Gene Ontology annotation, biological process: protein dephosphorylation. NCBI's taxonomy places the organism in Eukaryota, Metazoa, Cnidaria, Anthozoa, Malacalcyonacea, Nephtheidae. The coding region runs from base 1 to 4029 and encodes 1342 amino acids. Gene Ontology annotation, molecular function: protein tyrosine phosphatase activity; protein binding. The transcript has 29 exons.